Molecule: messenger RNA, 1918 nt
Organism: Diabrotica virgifera virgifera (western corn rootworm)
Lineage: Eukaryota; Metazoa; Arthropoda; Insecta; Coleoptera; Chrysomelidae
Product: tubulin alpha-1 chain
Exons: 2
Coding region: 429-1781 (450 amino acids)
Biological process (GO): microtubule cytoskeleton organization; mitotic cell cycle
Cellular component (GO): cytoplasm; microtubule
Molecular function (GO): GTP binding; structural constituent of cytoskeleton
Source: RefSeq, a predicted model, not a curated record
GAUUAAUUGUUAUCAUCUUAAAAUCAAUUUUUUUAAUCUUUUGUAGGCUAGUUCAGAAUCCCGUAUAAUUUAUAUAGUCUCGUUUUGUUUUUAUAACUAUAAAAUGAAGAAACCUAUAUAAAAUCCUAUUAAUUUUCGGCACCGUAACUUUAGUCAUAACCAUUAACGAUUCAAACAAAAUCUUGGAGGAAGACGGAGAAAUAACGGCCCGUUUUUUCGUUACACUCACAUGACAACGUUCAACCAAUCAAAACUCUGAGAAUCGGGCGUUGGCACUGCGUUGGCUGCUGACGUCAUUUGUCAUAUAAAUAGCAACCGCGCCAAGAAAAUCAUCAAGUUCGUUUGGAAAGCUGCAUUACUAGCUAAUCUGAACGUCUGUCGUAAUUUUGUUUCAUUUGUGGUGUAAAAGUUAAAACUCAUCAACCAAAAUGCGUGAAUGUAUCUCAGUCCAUGUUGGCCAAGCCGGAGUCCAAAUCGGUAAUGCCUGCUGGGAGUUGUACUGCCUGGAACAUGGCAUCCAACCUGACGGUCAGAUGCCAUCAGACAAGACUGUUGGAGGAGGAGAUGACAGUUUCAACACAUUCUUCAGUGAAACUGGUGCCGGCAAACAUGUACCUAGAGCAGUAUUUGUAGAUUUGGAACCAACAGUAGUAGAUGAAGUACGUACCGGCACAUACCGUCAAUUGUUCCACCCAGAACAACUCAUCACUGGCAAAGAAGAUGCCGCCAAUAACUAUGCUAGAGGUCACUAUACAAUUGGUAAAGAAAUAGUUGACUUGGUAUUGGACAGAAUCCGUAAAUUGGCUGAUCAAUGUACUGGACUUCAAGGUUUCUUGAUUUUCCACUCCUUCGGUGGUGGUACUGGAUCUGGUUUCACUUCUUUGUUGAUGGAACGUCUAUCUGUUGACUAUGGUAAAAAAUCAAAACUGGAAUUCGCCAUCUACCCAGCUCCUCAAGUAUCUACUGCUGUAGUAGAACCAUACAACUCCAUCUUGACCACCCACACCACUCUUGAACACUCAGACUGUGCCUUUAUGGUAGAUAAUGAAGCCAUCUAUGACAUCUGCAGACGUAAUCUAGACAUCGAGCGCCCAACCUACACCAACUUGAACAGACUUAUUGGCCAAAUCGUAUCCUCAAUCACAGCUUCUCUAAGAUUCGAUGGUGCUCUAAAUGUUGACUUGACAGAAUUCCAAACUAACUUGGUUCCUUACCCUCGUAUUCACUUCCCUCUUGUCACCUAUGCCCCAGUAAUUUCCGCUGAAAAGGCUUACCAUGAACAACUUUCCGUAGCUGAAAUCACCAAUGCCUGUUUCGAACCUGCCAACCAGAUGGUAAAAUGUGAUCCCAGACAUGGUAAAUACAUGGCUUGCUGUAUGUUGUACAGAGGGGAUGUUGUACCAAAGGAUGUAAAUGCUGCUAUUGCAACCAUUAAGACCAAACGUACCAUCCAAUUCGUAGACUGGUGUCCAACUGGUUUCAAAGUAGGUAUCAACUACCAACCACCAACUGUUGUACCUGGAGGUGAUUUGGCUAAAGUACAACGUGCCGUAUGCAUGUUGUCCAACACUACAGCUAUUGCUGAAGCCUGGGCAAGAUUGGACCACAAAUUCGAUCUUAUGUAUGCCAAGAGAGCUUUCGUCCACUGGUAUGUAGGAGAGGGUAUGGAAGAAGGUGAAUUCUCUGAAGCUCGUGAAGAUUUGGCUGCUUUGGAGAAAGAUUAUGAAGAAGUUGGUAUGGACUCCGGAGAAGGUGAGGGUGAAGGAGCUGAAGAAUAUUAAAUUUGAUUCCAAACAUGACAAAUCACUUGUUUUUAAGACAAAAAAUUCCUUUCAAUUUUUUUACACUUUUUCAUUACUUUUCUGUGAAACGAUUAUUUAAAGUCUGAUUUAAUUUAAUACAGAAUUUUUUACGAGCA